Molecule: messenger RNA, 1132 nt
Organism: Dacryopinax primogenitus
Lineage: Eukaryota; Fungi; Basidiomycota; Dacrymycetes; Dacrymycetales; Dacrymycetaceae
Exons: 2
Source: RefSeq, a predicted model, not a curated record
GAACAUUGUUGUGCGUGGUCGAUACCGAACUUCGCCUGCGGGUGAGGCGUCUGGCUAGCCAGCCAGGUCAAGCGGUCCCAGCAUCGCCUUGCAUGUGGAAGGACCUCCCAGGAGCGGAUGCCGCUUCCUACCUUCACACAAUUUUGCAGGGGGGGGACACCGGACUUUGGCGUCACUGGCACCAAAGUCCUCCUAUGUUAUGAAGGCCACUGAGGUGCCUUUGGCGGGCGGGCGUUGGCAAUGGGCUGGGAUAGUCAACGGCACUCUCCUUCUCUUGACGGCACGUCUGGAACUCUGUGGUUAUGACUAUCACGGGGGACAGCUAAUGGAAGUGCCGAUCCUCGGCACUCGUGCAUUGGCGAAGGCAUUACGGAGAAUGGGGAGCGUCCGCGGGGGCAUGCUUGACAAUGAUCCCACAAACCCGGCGGUGCUCUACCUUAUGUUGGACUUCCACUUGACAGCCACUUGCACGCAAGUCAGAAACGCACACAAAAACGACAGUGUCUGCCAAAGCAACACCAGGCUUUUUCGCUGCACCGUCGUCAGAAGCAUGACAGACGCCAUCAUACGAGACAAAGCGAGGUACUCGAAGUCCAGCGGUCUCGUGGCAGCGACAAAGAACUGGAUCUGCUGUACGCAUCAUGAAGGCGCAUACGGUCUGCAUUUGGUCAAUACACGUUCUAAACGAAUCGUGUCUUUGACUGUGCCGCCCAUGGAAUUUGCACAGAACGCGUUCUUCGUCCAAGACAUGCUGCUGGUGAUGCUGACCAGAUGUUUCGCAAUCUAUGACCUCCAUGACCUCGGCCACCUUGAAGUGCCAAUCCCGGCCCCCCCGGGACCCAAUCUGGGUUAUAUGGAGUUGUUCAAGAUGAACCACAUGAUAUGGAGCAGUAGGUUGUGGGACAACCACCGGUCUACUACCUUCGUCGAUGGCCAUCAGGGACAAACCCAUGUAUGUGUUGGCAUCCUCGCUCGAUCACGACACUGGAUACAAAAUUUCCGGGUUUGCAUUCAUCGGGGCCAGUCGCCCGUAGCCACAUGCAAAUUACAAUGCAUUGUUGAGCUGCCUGCAGGAGGUCGCAUAUCCGGGUUAUGCGUCGGCCAAUCCGGUAUAGAUGCAUUCUUCAUUCAA